Myripristis murdjan (pinecone soldierfish) is the source of this 3203-nucleotide messenger RNA. RefSeq names its product protein NLRC3-like. NCBI's taxonomy places the organism in Eukaryota, Metazoa, Chordata, Actinopteri, Holocentriformes, Holocentridae. Gene Ontology annotation, molecular function: protein binding. Bases 126 to 3203 code for a protein of 1025 amino acids. The record is from RefSeq and is a predicted model, not a curated record. The transcript has 11 exons.
CUGACAGCCAGACCAAAGCUAAGAGGAUCCAGCAGGAGAGACCAGACCCCCCUGAACCUGAACGUGGACCUGGACUUGAACCUGGACCUGAACCAGAAGGUGGAACUGAGCCCAGCUGUGUGUCCAUGAGGAGUGAUCAGUCUAUUGAUAAAUUUAUUGACUUAAAAGAUGGCCACCCCUCUGUGGAUGAUGGAGUCCAGCAGCAGAGCUCAGAGGUUCCCAGUGGUCAGUCUGCCCAGCAGCAUCAAACAGACCUGGCCUCCAUAUUUAUGCUGCUGGAGGAGAAUAUCAACACCUUUGUGAAGAAGGAGCUGAAAAACCUGCAGAGGUCUCUGAGUCCAGAUUACCCAGAAUGCUUAGAGAGGCAGAGAGAGGAUGAGGAGGUGCUGGACAGUGAGGAGGAAGAGCAGAGGAGGAGCAGCAGAAAGGCUUUUCUGCAGGUCACACUGCACCUCCUGAGGAGGAUGAAGCAGGAGGAGCUGGCUGAGCGUCUGUGGAGCAAUGCUGUUGCUGCAGCGUGCCAACGUGAACUCAAAUCUAACCUGAAGAAAAAGUUUGAGUGUGUGUUUGAGGGGAUUGCUAAAGCAGGAAACCCAACACCUCUGAAUCAGAUCUACACGGAGCUGUACAUCACAGAGGGAGGGAGUGGAGAGCUCAAUGAGGAACAUGAGGUCAGAUGGAUUGAAGCAGCAUCCAGGAAACCAGACACACCAGAAACAUCAGUCAGAUGUGAAGACAUCUUUAAACCUUUACCUGGAAGAUAUCGACCAAUCAGAAGAGUGAUGACAAAGGGAGUGGCUGGCAUUGGGAAAACAGUCUUAACACAGAAGUUCACUCUGGACUGGACUGAACACAAAGCCAACCAGCAUGUCCACUUCACAUUUCCAUUCACUUUCAGAGAGCUGAAUCUGCUGAAAGGGAAAAAGUUCAGCUUGGUGGAACUUCUCCAUCACCUCUUUACUGAGACCAAAGAAGCAGGAAUCAGCAGGUUUGAGCAGUUUCAGGUUGUGUUGAUCUUUGAUGGUCUGGAUGAGUGUCGACUUCCUCUGGACUUCAACAACAACCAGAUCCUGACUGAUGUUACAGAGUCCACUUCAGUGGAUGUUCUGCUGACAAACCUAAUCAAGGGGAACCUGCUUCCCUCCGCUCGCCUCUGGAUAACCACACGACCCGCAGCGGCCAAUCAGAUCCCUCCUGAGUGUGUUGACAUGGUGACAGAGGUGAGAGGCUUCACUGACCCACAGAAGGAGGAGUACUUCAGGAAGAGAUUCAGAGAUGAGGAGCAGGCCAGGAGAAUCAUCUCCCACAUCAAGAUGUCCCGAAGCCUCCACAUCAUGUGCCACAUCCCAGUCUUCUGCUGGAUCACUGCUACAGUUCUGGAGGAUGUGUUGAAAACCAGUAAGGGAGGAGACCUGCCAAAGACCCUGACUGAGAUGUACAUCCACUUCCUGGUGGUUCAGUCCAAAGUGCAGAACGUCAAGUAUCAUGGGAGAGCUGAGACAGAUCCACACUGGACGCCAGAGACCCGGAAAAUGAUCCUGUCUCUGGGAAAACUGGCUUUUGAGCAGCUGGAGAAAGGCAACCUGAUCUUCUAUGAAGCAGACCUGGCAGAGUGUGGCAUUGAUAUCAGAGCAGCCUCAGUGUACUCAGGAGUGUUCACACAGAUCUUUAAAGAGGAGCGUGGGCUGUACCAGGACAAGGUUUUCUGCUUCGUCCAUCUGAGCCUUCAGGAGUUUCUGGCUGCUGUUCAUUUCUUUCUGACAUUCAACAACUCUGGAGUCAAUCUACUGUCAGCAGAACAAUCAACCUCUCAACUAACACACCUUCUCCAGAGCGCUGUGGACAAGGCCUUACAGAGUCCAAAUGGACACCUGGACUUGUUACUGCGCUUCCUCCUGGGUCUUUCGCUGCAGACAAAUCAGACUCCCCUACAAGGCCUGAUGACACAGACAGGAAGCAGCUCACAGACCAAUCAGGAAACAGUCGAGUUCAUCAAGAAGAAGAUCAAGGAAAAUGAGUCUCCAGAGAGAAGCAUCAACCUGUUCCACUGUCUGAAUGAGCUGAAUGACCAUUCUCUAGUGGAGGAGAUCCAACAUAACCUGAGAUCAGGACGCCUUUCCACAGACAAACUCUCCCCUGAUCAGUGGUCAGCUCUGGUCUUCAUCUUACUGUCAUCAGAAGAAGAUCUUGAGGUUUUUGACCUGAAGAAAUACUCUACUUCAGAGGAGGCUCUUCUGAGGUUGCUGCCAGUGGUCAAAGCUUCCAAGAAAUCUGUGCUGAGUGGCUGUAAUCUGUCAGAGAGAAGCUGUGCAGCUCUGGCCUCAGUUCUCAGCUCCCAGUCCUCUAGUCUGAGAGAGCUGGACCUGAGUAACAAUGAUCUGCAGGAUUCAGGGGUGAAGCUGCUCUCUGCUGGACUGGAGAGUCCACACUGCAGACUGGAGGUUCUCAGGCUGUCAGGCUGUCUGCUCACACAGGAAGGCUGUGCUUCUCUGGCCUCAGCACUGAGCUCCAACCCCUCCCAUCUGAGAGAGCUGGACCUGAGCUACAAUCAUCCAGGAGACUCAGGAGUGAAGCUGCUAUCACCUUACAAAAGCAAAAACACAUUAAAAAAAGACGUGGACCAUGGUGGAGAGCAGUGGUUGAAACCAGGUCUGAAAAAGUAUUCCUGUGAACUCAAACUGGACACAAACACAGCAAACAGAGGCCUCGUCCUGUCUGAGGACAUCAGGAAGGUGACAGAGGUGAGAGAGGAGCAGCCAUAUCCUGAUCACCCAGAGAGGUUUGACCACUGGAAACAGAUCCUGUGUAGUGAUGGUCUGACUGGUCGCUGCUACUGGGAGGUCGAGAGGGAAGGAUGGGUUUAUAUAGGAGUGACUUACAGAGGAAUCAGCAGGAGAGGAGACAGUGAAGGCUGUGGGCUUGGAGGAAACGAAAACUCCUGGAGUCUGAUCUGCCAUGGCUCUGGUGGUAUCUCUGCCUGGCACAACAACAGAGAGACAUACAUCCCUGCCCGCCCCUCCUCUAAGAGAGUGGCAGUGUAUCUGGACUGGCCUGCUGGCUCUCUGUCCUUCUACAGCGUCUCCUCUGACACACUGAUCCACCUCCACACCUUCAACAGCACCUUCACUCAGCCUCUGUACCCGGGGCUUGGGUUUGCGUCAUAUGACUCCUCAGUGUCUCUGUAUCUGACACAGGAACACUGA